GAAGGCGCAGGCGCUGAAGUUCUUUUACUUGGCGAAGCCAACUUCUCCUUUGCUUUGGCACUGCUGGGCCUGCUCCUUCCACCUGCAAAGCCUGCGAAGCGGCCGGGGCAGCAGCCAGGGCAAAAAGAACAGGACGAGCUUUGGGAGCAAGCCCUGAAGGAGAGGUUGGGCAUCGUCGCGUCCUACCUGCAGCUACCAUCAGAGGCAUGCAAAAGCCUCAGGCUCACCGCGACCUGCUACGAGAGUCACCCUGAGCUGGUUGAAAAAUAUCCGGAGGCAGUUGGCAUCUUGUCCCGACUUCGUGACUUCGGGGACAUGGUGGAAGUGCGAUUUUCUGUGGAUGCGCUUUGUCUGGAGAGCUUUGGUGACAGUCGCUGGGAUGUAGUCGCUUGGAAUCAUCCGCAUCUUGGCACCGAAGAUCUCAAGCUCCACGGCUAUCUUCUUGCCCAUUUUUUCGACACGGCAGCCAGAUCUUUGCGCCGGAAUGGGAGAGUGGUGCUUGCUCUCCUAGAAGGACAAGAGGCGAGGUGGGAACUUGCCAAGCACGCCGCUGCGCAGGGCUUCAAAGUUCAUAAGGCUGUGCCCUUUGAGACCUCUUCCUUUCCUGGCUACGAAUGCAAGCGGAACAGCACAGGCAAAUCCUUCAAAAAUUUGCACGUGCAGAAGGCAACUGCAGCGCCGAUGCUGAGCCGAUUGUACCAUCUGCUCCAUGUUGAGUCUGGACUUACAGAGUUUUUCGAAGGGGCGGACGUGACCGCACCUGUUGCACACAACACAGCAAAUGCCAUUGCAGAGACUUCACUUGCAUGCAACCACUGUGGCAAGGUGUUCUCGACUUGCCAGGGCUUGAAAACUCAUGUACGGCAGGUCCAUGAGCUGAAGAAGUAUGGCGACCGAGCCAGCGUGGAACACAAGUGUGAGUGCGGCCGCGCCUUUCGGGAUGCAGAGGCGCUGUCCCAGCACAAACGUGCUGCUCACAACAACAAUCAUGGAGCUGCCCAAGGCGGAUCAAGACGUCAAGGCUAUAGCUACAGAAGCUGCGAGGUGUGCGGAAUGUCCCUGGCUUUAGGGACCUCCAUGGCUGCGCAUCUGGAAGCGCUGAGGCCCGUGGACCGAAGAGUCUUUUGUGCCUGUGGCCGCUCCUUCCCCGAACCGCGGGCUCUGGAACAGCACCUGCGAACCUGUGCUGAAGCGGCUUCCUUGGCUGAACCUAAAGCUGCUUGUACGUCUUCCGUGUUCGUGCACGGGCUGGGUGGCUUUCUGCAAAGGCUGUGUUGGCCUUGCCAGAUGGGCAUUUUCGCGCGGAAAAUGGACCGGGCUCUCUGCUCCAGAAAGGAUUCCGACAACUGUUGGAUGUAUUUCUUGUCCGUGUCUCUACAUCCCAUUAGGGAUGCCAUGACUCUUGAAGCCAUAAGGUCUGGAAACGGCGCAGUGCUGUGUGCUUUCCUUCGUCGAGGACCUGUAGCUGAAGGGUGA
Messenger RNA from Symbiodinium pilosum, 1476 nucleotides. NCBI's taxonomy places the organism in Eukaryota, Dinophyceae, Suessiales, Symbiodiniaceae. The record is from the annotation of a GenBank genome assembly.